AUGCGUCUCACUAUAAAUGUGGCUUUAGGCCUUGUGGGCAGCGUUUUCGCUGCCCCUGCGCCAGAAGCUUGUAAAGCCGAUAGGACUGAUGUUGUGCUCCAGCCUUAUGCCAUUGUGCAUGAUGGUAGAACAUCUACCACGACUAUUACACGCACUUAUACGGAUAACUCAUGGUCUGCCCAGACUCUGGUUCCUUCUCAACAGCAUAACCCUGGUUCACCUACCUCUCCCGGAGUCCCAGGUCCCUGCAUCAACUGUAUUACUAUCACUACCACCGGCCCCAUUCCUUAUGUCACUACAGUUCCCCCUGCUUCGGCCGGAGGAAGGACUACUGUCUUUACCUGCUCCGGGCGCAAGACUGUAACAGCACCUGCAUGCCACGAAUGCGUUACUGUUACUGUCAGCGGAACCGCCCCUUGGAUCACUACAGUCCCCCCGGCUUCAUCAGGAGGUAAGACUACAGUCUUUACCUGUCCGGGCCAGGAAACGGUGACCGUAACUGGCACACUGUCAAGCACCACGACUAUCAACCCUACUUCGGGAUGUAGCGACUGCACAGUCACAGUGAUUACUCCCCCAGCCACAUCCUCACCAGCCAGCGGACUUGUUACUACAAUCACGACUACUGGGACCGCAACUGGCAUUACUACCCUGCCUGCGACCAGCGGUGGUACUACUACUGUCAUUACCACUGCCACAGGGCCUCCCCUGAUUACUGCAACUACGACGACAGGAACAGCAACUAGUCUAGCCACCUUGCCUGUCUCUAGUGGUGGACCAACUACUACUGGGACCCAUACAACAUCAGCGCCAGCAGGAGGUCUUACUACAAUCACUAGGCAGGGUACCACUACUGGUCUAACUACCUUACCUGCUACCUCAGGCGGCACUACUACAGUUGUUACGUAUACAACCCCUGGCGGAGGCCUCAUCACUGUGACUUCAACUGCAUCAACCACGGGUCUGACAACACUUCCCGCCACGACUGGUGGCACUACAACUAUUGUCACGUAUGUUACGCCAUCUUCAGUCGAAACUGGCGGCUUAACUACGUUGACUUCAACCGCUUCUACUACUGGUCUCACAACACUUCCCGCGACGAGUGGUACCACUACUGUCGUUACCCAUGUCACCACUGAGACUUCAACUGCUUCUACCACUGGUCUAACUACUCUUCCAGCAACAAGUGGCGGCACCACAACUAUCGUCACAUUUGUGACACUCCCCGGAGGUGGCCUCACAACCGAGACUUUGACUGCUUCUACCACUGGUCUAACUACUCUUCCUGCUACUGAAGGUGGCACUACGACUAUUAUCACCUAUGUCACCCCCGGCGGUGGUCUUACUACUGAGACCUCCACAGCUUCCACCACUGGUCUUACUACCUUACCCGCGACCUUAGGCGGAACUACAACUAUCAUCACAUUUGUGACACCCCCUGAAACUGGUGGCCUUACAACUGAGACUUCCACAGCUUCUACUACUGGUUUAACUACCUUGCCUGCUACCUCCGGCGGAACUACAACUAUUGUCACAUUUGUAACACUACCUGGAACCGGUGGUCUUACCACCGAGACUUUAACUGCAUCAACCACUGGCUUGGCAACACUUCCGGCAACAAGCGGCGGCACUACAACUAUUGUCACAUACACUACUCCCCCUCGAACUACCGUUACUUAUGAGGCUAGUACAACUGGCCUUACUACCCUACCUGCAACCAGCGGCGGUACUAUUACUGUCGUUACUUUUACUACUCCUCAGAAAACUACUGUUGCUUCCGAGCUUAGUACAACUGAUCAGGCUACCCUUCCAGUAACCAGUGAGGGCACUCCUAUUGUCAUUACUUCGACUACUUCUCCGCAAGCUACUUUUACCUCUGAGUCUACCACAGGUGAUCUAACCAUUACCCCAGUAACCAGUGGUGGCACUACUACUGGUAUAUCUUCGACGACUUCUCAGCAAACCACUUUUACCUCUGAGGCUCCUACAACUGAUCUGGCUACUACCCCAGUAACCAGCGAUGGCACUACUACUAGUGUUAUUUCGACUACUUCUCAGCGAACCACUUUUACCACUGAGGCUACUGCAACUGAUCUGGCUACUACCCCAGUAACCAGCGAUGGCACUACUACUAGUGUUAUUUCGACUACUUCUCAGCGAACCACUUUUACCACUGAGGCUACUGCAACUGAUCUGACUACCAGCUUAGCGACCAGUGGUGGUACUACAACUUCUACUUCUGAGUGCUCUGUGGUAUCAGGAUCAACCACCGUUAGCGCAACCCUCAAUUCGUCAGGAUCGGCCAAUUUCCAGGUACCCGCCUGUGCCACGAGCAUGGCUUUCAGUGUUACUGGUGGUUCCGGAAAUCCAAGAGGUGGUUCAGGGGGUAAUGGAGCCAUCUUGCAAGGUUCCAUGCCAGUUGUACCGGGGCAGUCAAUCCAGGCUAUAGCUGGAGGCCAAGGCUUAGGCUCUGGCACAGGAAUAGGUUACCCUGGAGAGGGCUAUGGCAACGGUGGCAAUGCCACUCAAAAUGGCGGAACUGGCGGUGCAGGAUCAGCACUCUUCGUCGGGGGAAACUUGGUUGUCGUGGCUGGUGGCGGAGGAGGUUGCUAUUCAGCCUAUGAGUGGCACUUGUCAGGCGACCAACGAUACUACACUUACAGAUCUGACUUUGUGGAUGUAAGCAGGGGCGGGAGUAUCACUGGUGUUCAGGGCUCUGACGGCUGGGACUUAUCCAUUAAUCAAUACCUCAAGCCGGGCAGUGGAAUUGCGACUAUGCUUACCAUGGGUGGAGGCAAAGCUGGUACUACCUCUGGUCCCGGUGCUGCAGGUGAUUACGUCUCUGGAGUCUAUCUCGGCUUCGUUGCAGGCCAGCCAGGAAACGGUCAGAAUGGAGGUGAUGGCGGUACUGCUAAUCAUACAGGUCUUGCAGGAGGCGGCGGAGGUGGUGGCGGUGGCUACUUUGGAGGAGGUGGUGGUGCUAGUGGAUGGCAUCAGAACGAAACCGCAUACGGAGCUGGUUCCACGAUUUAUACUGGUGAGAUAGCAGGCUCUCCCGGCGGUGGCGGAGCAAGUUAUGCUGCACCUGGCCUUGACGUCUCCGAGACUUGGCAAACAGAAACAGCUCCUGGGAGUGUUAUUCUGACCUUCUUCUAA
Fusarium tjaetaba is the source of this 3156-nucleotide messenger RNA. RefSeq names its product FLO9-like protein. The transcript has a single exon. Bases 1 to 3156 code for a protein of 1051 amino acids. Lineage: Eukaryota; Fungi; Ascomycota; Sordariomycetes; Hypocreales; Nectriaceae. The record is from RefSeq and is a predicted model, not a curated record.